AUUCGAUCCGCCAUUGCGCUUUUUUUUGCGUUGCAUCACUCAAUUCUGUAGAAUGUGUUGCUAAGGAAGGUUUUCGGAGUUCGUUCUAUCUUUCAUCGACUCCAUAUGCUAUUGAUCCUGCAUUCAAAACGGAAAUGGCACGAAAAGUCGGCGUUCUGGACAUAUCGUCUCCCGAAUUUGAUGUGGAUGCCUACCUGAGUUCUCAGCUCAAGGAGAAGAGUUUGGAUGAGUUAGUCAAGGAAGAAGAGGAGAUGGUAGCUUCAGUACGUCGCCUUGAUUCUGAUGUCCAUCAGCUUGUUUAUGAGAACUACAACAAGUUUCUGACCGCGACAAGCACUGUACGGAAGAUUCAAGACGAGUUCAACUUACUGGACAACGAGAUGGAAUCGCUUAGUUCAAAUAUGAAGAAUAUAUCUGGGUUGAUUGGCGAGCUAAGUGGUGUUCUUGGAGGUGGACGAGAAGGAGUGGCGCAGUUGGGGAGCUCUUACAAAGUUCUGAAAAGUUUGCAGUCCAUUUUUGAACUGCCUGGCAUUUUACAGGGCUUUUUCGAUGAAGGAAGUUACAGCGACGUGGUGAGGCUAUAUCUUAUGGCUCAAAACGGUCUUCGUAGGUAUGGAGACAUAAAGAACAUAGCGCGAGUCAAGGAAAAAGCCGAUCAAAUAAUAGCAGAGACGGAAAAGCAGCUUAUUAAAACCAUCGAUAGAUCCACUGAAGACGUCGAUGGCGUGGCCGAAGCAGUAGAACUGCUCAUGAAGCUUGGAAAAUCUUCUCAAGAAGUUCAAGCGCUAUUUCUCAAGUCAUCGGAAGCGUCUUUGCAGAACGAUCUAAAACAAUUACAGGCUAAUCCUGCUGAUGUUCUUGAUUUAGUGGAUAAAGGUUGCGAGUCGUUCAUACCAAAUCUCACUCUGCUUGCAAACUUACAUGAGCGUCUUUUUCCCAGAUCUUCUGAAAGCUUACUGAGAAUGUUGCAGGCACAGCUUGGAGAUUUUCAUAAAAUUGUAUCUGAGCUGUUUCUAGCCUCAUCAGAUCCUAAGGACUGUUCCAUCGUAGUGCGCGCCUUGGAUAGAUAUUUUAGAAAAAUGUCUACCUGCAAGCAAGUCAUUCAAGGUCUGGAUUGCUCCACUUGUACGAUAUCUCUUAUUCGAGAAGUAUCAAACCAUGAAGUGCUUAUAUCAAGGAAGUACAUCUUGGAAGAAAUGAAAAUUGUCAUGCAGGAGAUUCGGCAGUCUCUCUUGUCGAACGAUGUUGACUUGACCGCUCUUGCAGGGAAACUCGAACAAUCUUUUGUGUUCCAAGUGAAGACUGCUUUGGCCAAUCUUCUUCUCUUCAUUGCAAGCGAUGUUACGUUCUCCACCCUACCUCCUGCCGAGUUUCAAGCUGAGUUUGCGCGCAAUGUGCACGAAGAGAUUGUUAUAGGGGCAUUCAAAGACGUUAUAGCUGUAGCGGAAACUUACGCCUGCUCACAAGCUUUGCUGCAAUCGUUAGUUUUCUUGUUGAUUUUUUGCCCAUUUCAGAUUCCGUGGAGAAAUUUCAUGAGUGAAUAUUUGUUGAAAUUGUGUAAAGUAAUGGGAUUCCUUGUGGGUGUUCAAGGAAGAACACCAAAAUUCGAUAUUGAAGUUUUGUUGAUCAUAGAGCGCGCAACGUCUAGCACAAGCACUGGAAGUGACAGUGCGAAGGCUGCGUAUGAUUCUGUGCAGUCUGAAGUGGCUGAAGAUGAAAGAGCAAAUUUGUUUCGUGAUCUCGACAACUUCCUUUGCGCUGAUCGUUAUGUGUCAGACAAGAUGACUAUGGCGCGCAGUCCGGGAAGAUCUGAGCAGAUGUUCACGAUCGGCUCGAAAAAAGAGCAGCACCGUUAUGGAGAUGUGUUGUGGCUUAUACUGCGAGCCUAUUUCAGCGGAAGAGAUGUUUCUGGGGAAGAUGCGGUUUUCGACAUGGAUGCCUUAGUUUGUUCGAAGCGUGAGCAACGAACUCACAUUCUUGACGAGAUUAUGAAUUAUGAAGCAAUUCCGCUAGCAGAGGGAUAUGACCGUCUAGAAGUCAAUUAUAUGACUCACCUACAUAAUACUAGAAAGGACGUGCGAGAGCUGCUGGAUAAUUUCAGCAGGUAUCAAGUUCUAUUCCCUCAUUCGAAAGCCAUGGUACAAGACUGCACGACGCGCAAAGGUGCUGACUUUACAAAACAGCUAUUCGAUAAGGUGACCUUGCUUGUUACCUGGUUGAAUACGGUAGAAGAUUUGGCAGCAAAAAUCACUCAGCUUGGAACUCUCUUUGAAGUUAGUCGUUUACCCAACGCGGAAAAGUUGUGGCCCCGUCCUUUACACGACACUUCUUGGUCGGUUUGCUUGCGAGAUGCUCGACCGGUGUUUGAAGCUUUUGUAAAGAGGAGUUUACUUUCUAAAGGAAUGAAAAGAGUGGUAGCCAGAGUUUGGGAACUUUGUGAAGUUACGGUUAUGAAAACCGCCAUACUUCUUCAACCUCCCAUAGCCAGCUAUGCUCAUGCCGCUUCUCGUCAUAGGACAAUGCUUAGGUUGACACCAGAACUGAUGGACAGAUACAGGGAGAUGUUUGACCACAGUUUAACCAGCGAGAAAGCUCAAUCCAUCCAUCUGCCUUCGGUCGGCCCCAUGUUCAUUUUUGUACUUGGAGUACGACUCGAACUUGCGAGAGAAUGGCUGAACGUUAGGUCAAAAUGGAGCGUACCAGCUGGUGCUGAAACGGAUAUCUCGACAUUAGAGACACUGAUUGAAGAUUCACGAGACUGUGUGGAGGAUGCUGUGCUCGUCAAGCAGUUCUUUCUCGAUGUGAUUCAAUCAAUUUGUCCAAAAGGCCAGAAGGGGAAUAUAUGCACCACAGAUUUUGACGAUACUUUGAGGGACGUGUUUGAGAAGUACCUCGGCUACGUGGAAAGGUGGUGUGAUGCCGUAGCCCAAACCGAAGAUCUCGCCCGGUUGUUCUCGAAACUCGAAUCAGAAUGGAAAACUGCUGUAGGUUGUGCGCGCCAUAUCCAUACGGGUUUGGACCUAUUAGCUUCAUCAUUUUGUACAUUCCUGCCCCACCUUUUGGAUGUUCUUGUAGUACGCUUUUGGGAGGCGAACAUGGAUUGCAUUAGUAUGAGGUAUGGAAUACGUGACGUGGACGACGAGAGCGAUAAUGGCUAUGACAGCCAAACUCAAGAACAGUUCACCAUGUUUGAUGCAUUCCGCUCAUAUAAUAGUGUUAUAAGAGAAGUCAAAGAGCGCUCAGCUAGACUCGUAGCUAUGCUUCGGGGAGCUCUGAUGGAUCUCCAUGAUGCCGUUGGUUAUACAGUAACUCAACCUUUGGAGAGUGUGGCAGCCGCACUUAGACCUGAGCAUUGUUUGGUUGACUUUGGGGAAACAUCAGUUGCUGUCUGUGUUCUUGUUGACUCGGCUAGUGCGGAUAGGGGAGUUGCGCAGGAUCUGGUGACAGCAUUAGCUGAAGGCCGAAAACCCGACCUUGGACAUCUUAUCGUACUGCCUAGCCAGCAUCUUAGGAGCAUGUGGAACUAUAGGCGCGUAAAAAUUACGCUAGAGGAGCCACUGAUGGAAAACAUACACUACUUGAGGACUGACGCUGUUUGUGUGAUUGGACAUGAUUAUCGCUUGGAGAAGAAGUUUUCUGGUGCUUUUGAAGUAUUCAUGCCGUCUUGCUCGUCUCAUCACAAUGUCGAUAGAGAACUGAAACAGUUGGCUACAACAUUUUUGGAACUGUCGGCAAUUCUUUCACAAGGAAUUGCAGCGCUAAGUGAUGACGUUCGACGGGCAUAUGAUUCAGUCAGGAUGCGAGAUUACAUACAUUCCACACUUGUCCAGGCUUUCAAUUUCGAGUUCCAAUUGCACCGUGAUGUUUGUCGAUACGUUGGGGACUCGUAUAUGGCGGAUUUCGGCGAAGAGCUGGCUGCGCGAGGGAUGGUUGUAAUACAUCAGUGGAAAGAACUGGUUAGCGUCAUGCAGCCUCAGCCAUCUCCUCAUAUCCCUCUAUGGGCUAGUCAUGGUUUCAACUUUAUUCACUUUCUUACGGAUCCAAAAUUCACAAGCCGUUUAUCGGAUGAUAAUUUUCGCCUACUAAAAGAAGAUAUAGAAGAGUGCAAGAGAUUAGUGUUAGGAGAGAGGGGUGUUAUCACUAUUGUCGUACCACGAAGUCGAUCUUCUACUCUCAGCUCACCCAGAACUUCUGAAAAUGUGACUUCGAAGAUGAAGAAGGUUGCGUUGCUUUCCCGUCGAGCUAGGCUCGAAGCAGCAGCACUGGAAACUGAUAAAAUGGUUGCCAAACGAAGUCCACAUAAACUUGGUCGUGUGAUCGCUGUCAGAAAGGAACACUUCACUUUGGAAAACUACGCAGAUCCGUCCAGAACAGCACCAUUUAGAUAUCAGAUUUUGGAGAAAUUAGGUGGUGGCAGCUUUGGGACAGUAUACAAGGCCCUCAAUCUUGAUGCGCAAUGUGUGAUCGCCGUCAAGAAAAUCAAAGUGGAGCGAGGAGUUUUAAAGCAUCGUUCUGCGCUCACAGCUACGUCUGCGAAUAGAUCAAAGUUGGUAAUCUCAAGCUGUGGUGCAGGAGAAAACGGCAUAAACGUUAUAAUUACUGCAUCGAAUUUUUGUUACUUUGCUCCGGAAGUGUUGACUUACGGUGGACAGGCGGAGGAUGGACGCUAUCGUGGAUAUGGUAGAGCUGUAGAUAUUUGGAGCAUAGGAUGCGUUGUCCUGCAAAUGAGCACUGGGAGAGCGCCAUGGCCGAACAUGCACCCAUUCCAAAUCACAAUGCGGGUCUGCCAAGGAGGAUUACCGGCAUAUCCUGUCCCAGUGGGACCUCUACUCAAGCAUUUUUUGGACAGCUGUUUUGUAUUCGAUCCAGAUCAAAGGAAAUCUGCACAACAGCUCUUACAAGAUCCAUUUGCGAACCUGCAUGUUGAUGCAGACUCCAUCCUGCAGUCAGUGACUCAGCCAAGCAUUUCGGAAAGUGAAAGUGUUGAGCCAUCUGUUGAUGAUAGUUCGAGCAGCUCUAGGAAUAACACCAGCAACGGAUAGAGCUUUCUUAUAGUUUUUGUUAAUUUGCAUCUUGACACCUACACUGUAACUGAAAGUUAGUCGAUCAUACAUAUACUGUGAGGUUUUGAUACACUUUUGUAUAUAGUAUUAGGUAUAGACAUUCCUAUUCUCGACACAUCGUUCCAAAUGUACUUGUUGUUUGUCUAAGUACUAAUCUUUACGCAUUUUAUAAUGACCGUAAUAUGUCAUUGAAUCUCUUGCUGUAACUGUGCAAAAUUUGGUGCCUUAAUUGUUUACAGGUCGCACUUAUCACCAUAGCCUGAUUGAUCACUGAUUGUCUUAUUCUUAUCAGAAGAGCUUCACUCAUUCAUUUUUGCCAAGUUCUCAGAAAUGUGCAAGAUUGUGACGAAUCAUAAAACGUAGAACGUUUUUCUUAUACUGUGUUAUUGGGCGUCUGUCGUAUCGCUAUCUUCCUGUGUCUAUGUAGCUUUUGCAGUAUCGUC
Molecule: messenger RNA, 5506 nt
Organism: Cylicocyclus nassatus
Lineage: Eukaryota; Metazoa; Nematoda; Chromadorea; Rhabditida; Strongylidae
Source: the annotation of a GenBank genome assembly